AUGGAACUAAUUAUUGGAUGUGUGGGUAAGCCUAGUGCUGGCAAAUCGACCUUUUUUAACGCUGUGACGGAUGGUAAAGCAAAAGUAGGCAAUUUUCCAUUUACAACCAUUGAACCAAAUGAAGGCAUUACGUAUUAUAUGACACAAUGUCCAUGUCUUGAGAAAGACAAAAUGUCGGUCUGUACACCUCGUUAUGGGCAAUGUAAGCAGGGAAUACGGUAUAUUCCUGUAAAACUUUUGGAUGUUGCAGGUCUUAUACCUGGAGCGUCAGAGGGUGCAGGUCUUGGUAAUAAAUUUCUGGACGAUUUACGUCAUGCUCAAGUGCUUCUGCACAUUAUUGACGUCUCUGGUCAUACCAAUGAGAAGGGUGAGGAAACGGUGGGGUACGAUCCUAUUAAUGAUGCGGAUUGGCUUGAGACGGAGAUCCAUCAGUGGGUAUUUAUGAAUCUCUGGAAACGCUGGACUUCUAUUGCUAGAAGACAUAAAGCGACGAAAAGCAGUCUACAAACUACUUUUGUUGGGCAAUUAUCAGGUUAUGGUGCGACGCCGACGUUGGUGAGCAAAAUGCUGGAUCGACUGAGUUUGAAAGAACCAUUGGACCUCUCUAUGUGGACAGAGGAUGAUGUACAUAAUGUAGUCACAGUGUUUUUGGAUGUUCGUUUUCCGACAGUCUUGGUGCUUAAUAAAGCUGAUCAGGGUGAUGAUACAGAUCGUAAUAUUGAAAAAAUUGUCGAGAAAUACGGAAGUGAUCGCUGCUUUGUGGCGAGUGCAGCUGCAGAAUGUUCGUUGCGAGCAGUCAGCAAGCAGCGCUUCAUUCGCUAUGAACCUGGCUCGAUGUUUUUCUCAACACUAGAGGAUGACGACGAAAUGCAAGCUAAGGCUGAUGCAGACAAAGGUUUAGGCCCUUUGAAACCGAUUGAGAAAAAAGUAAAGAAUCGUUUGGAACGCAUUUCCGAUAUGGUGCUCUUUCGUUAUGGUAGCACCGGAGUUCGAGCUGCAAUUAAUGCGGCUGUCGAGUUGGCCGACGUGGUCGUUGUUUACCCGGUGAAAUCGUUGAAAAGCUUUGCCAUUAACACAACACCUGGAGCUAUAAACAAGGGCAUAUUUGCUGAUGCUGUAAUUGUAAAGCGCGGAACGACGAUCAAAGAAUUGGCUUUCCGUGUGUCCCAAUUCCUGGGAACCAACCUUGCUUAUGCAGAGGGCGAAGAUGGCCGAAGGCUUGCUGAAGACGAACCCAUCACAAACAACAGUAUCAUUAUCAAGUUCACAACAACCAUCGCUUCGUCGACCAUAGCGGCUUCGGAUGCUUUUGGAAUAGAUAAAGACAGCAAGAAAGGUGGAAAGAAAGGAGGAAAAGCGGGAGUGGCAGCCAGCGUUGGAAGCGAAGAUAGCUACGAAUAG
This is a messenger RNA of Peronospora farinosa, 1401 nucleotides long. NCBI's taxonomy places the organism in Eukaryota, Oomycota, Peronosporomycetes, Peronosporales, Peronosporaceae. The record is from the annotation of a GenBank genome assembly.